Molecule: messenger RNA, 1062 nt
Organism: Neohortaea acidophila
Lineage: Eukaryota; Fungi; Ascomycota; Dothideomycetes; Mycosphaerellales; Teratosphaeriaceae
Product: putative uridine nucleosidase Urh1
Exons: 4
Coding region: 1-1062 (353 amino acids)
Biological process (GO): purine nucleoside catabolic process
Cellular component (GO): cytosol
Molecular function (GO): purine nucleosidase activity
Source: RefSeq, a predicted model, not a curated record
AUGUAUGGCAUCGCUCCCAAUGAUGUAUUUGCAAUACUUCUCGCGGCUCGACACCCUCAUUUGGAGCUUCUCGGCGUCACGUCCUGCUAUGGAAAUGCGGAACAAAAAUAUACUACUGACAAUACGAGUGCUGUACUCGGGGCUGUAGGCAGGGCGGAUGUCAAGGUAUAUCCUGGCGCAACGAAGCCUUUCUGCCGGGAAUUUAUCGAGCCACCUGAAAUACAUGGCGAUACGGGACUUGGGGGGACAAGCUUGCUUCCUCAGCCGGUGUCCAAUAUCGUCCGCGACGUCAAUUUUCUCGUGGCUGCACGUGAUGCCAUCAUGGCGCAACCGGCGCACACGGCAUGGUUCGUAAUCACAGGACCAUGCACGAAUGCGGCACUGCUGUUUGCGACUUUUCCUGAAGUUGUCGACCAUCUGGCAGGACUCAGCAUCAUGGGCGGAGCUGUCGGAGGCGACUUUUGUCCUCAGGUGUCGAAGGAGUUUGGCAAGACACUCGGCCAGAGUGAAGGCUUUGGCAACGAGACUCCAUGGGCCGAGUUCAACAUCUACUGUGACCCCGAAGCAGCGCAUGCCAUCUUCUCGAACCCGGGACUAGCCGCGAAAACCACGUUGGUCACUCUAGAUCUCACGCACCAGUGCUUGGCGACGAAAGAAGUGCGAGCGCGACUCCUCGGUCCUGGCAAGCCGAGUCGACUGCGAGAGUUUUUGCAUGAGAUCCUCCAAUUCUUCGCACAGAGCUAUGUUGAAUGGUUCGGGGUAUAUGAAGGCCCUCCCCUGCACGACCCUCUCGCUGUUGCUGCACUUUUUGGGUACGAUUCGGGGAUAUAUGAAGAGGAUGGCGACAGGUACAGUAUUGCAGUUGUGACGGAUGGAGCACACAGCGCGCUCGACUCGGUGAGGGGCCAAGUGGGAAGGACGGUACUGACCAAGAUGGAGGCUCUCUCGGACAGGACUGCUGCUGGGGUCAGGGUUCCGCGAAAAUUGCACACGCAUUCGUUUUGGGAUGUCCUCGAACAAUGUGCCGUGAUUGCCGACAAGGCUCAAUCACCGCAAGUAUAG